Molecule: messenger RNA, 1170 nt
Organism: Anthostomella pinea
Lineage: Eukaryota; Fungi; Ascomycota; Sordariomycetes; Xylariales; Xylariaceae
Source: the annotation of a GenBank genome assembly
AUGGAACCAAGCCAGCCCGUAGCCUCUCUACCGCCCAGCGAUGCGUUAGGCCUGUCCCGGUCCGACGAAAACAACGCGGCGAGAGGCGAACGGGUGAAACAGGAACCCAGUGACGUCAACGAAAACCUACAGUACCAGCAUCAUGCAGCCUGCAGAGUGAAGAUCAAACGAGAGAACGAGCGGCGGGUGGCCGAACGGUUGGCACAAAGGGAACAGCAGCUGCUCCGGGAACAGGGACGUCAAGAGAGCAUUCAGAGAGCGAGGCUGGAGGAAGAGGAGCAGCGCCGACAAGACUACCAGCAUCGUACAGCCUACAGAGAGCAAAUCAAACGAGAGACCGAACAAUAUGCUGCCGAGAAACUCGCUCAAAAGCAACAGCAGCUGCGCUGGGAACAAGAACGUCAAGAGAGUAUUCGGAGAGAGAGGCUCAGGGAAGAAGAGCGACGCCGACAAGAGCACCUCCGCCGAGCACAGUCGGGACAGAGACCCACCGCAUGCUGCUUCACUUGCAGGCGACCGAGCGUAGACCGCAGCUGUGGGUCCUGUGAGAAAGCCACGUACUGCUCGCGCGCUUGCCAGAGAGACGAUUGGUCGAGGCACUGGAAUCAGUUCUGCUCGAAGCGCCUGGUCGACCCCGGACCAGCCAUUUCUGAUGCGGCUCCUGAGUCGCGCUGUCAGCCCCGUGGUUCUGGUACUCAGGGCCCCCGUAUCGUGCCGUAUCCGACAAUUGAUCGCAGUCGCCAUCGCAUAGAAGAUGAGGCCCGCGAGGAGACUGGUGAGGCCAGCGAGGAGAGUGACAAUGCCACCGAUGCCGGUGCUGAAGGGACGGAUUGCGAGGGGGAUGGCGAGAUCAAUGACGAGACAGGCAUGAAGACGGACGGUGUUGGGGACAAGGACGGGGACGGGGACGAUACCCAAGCAGAUGGACAGGCCGAAAAUGAAAUAGUGCAGAGGCUUUUGGCUCUUCCACCCAUCGAUUACCCUCCGGAACAGCGCCAGAUGACACCGAAAGCGUUGUCCUGUAAGCUCAUGUCGCACCAACGUGUUGGCUUGACGUGGUUGAUGGACCAGGAAAAGGGCAUCAAUAAGGGUGGGAUACUCGCGGAUGCCCUGGGACUAGGCAAGACGAUACAAGCACUCCCUCAUACUCGCGCAUCCAGCGGAGAAUAG